ACCGUCGUUCGUUCGAUAACAUAACAACACAUGAAUCGCCCCUGACGUCCAAUUCGAUUCAGUUUCUCGAGCUGGGACCGGGGAAGUGCCGCCUUCGAGCAUCACUCGAGUUUCGGGGCCAUGGCCGUGGCUUUAGCUCUGAUAAAUAAGGAUAACUCUCCGCUGUACCUCCGGACUGUCGCGGAACCGGCGAACGGAGAGGUCGCUCACAAACUUCUGUACAUGCUGCAUACUUCGCUGGACGUUGUUGAGGAGAAAGUCAACUCAUCAGUUCCCGGCAAGAACGACUCGCGGGAUCUCUGUCUCGGGGUUCUCUACUCAUUGGAUGAGUACAAACUGUAUGGUUACGUGACGAACACCAAGAUAAAGAUAGUCAUAAUUGUCGAGCUCGGGGUAGCUGUGCAAUUCCGGGACAACGAUCUCAGAAAUUGGUUCAACCGUCUGCACCAGGCUUAUACCGAGGUCAUAAGCAAUCCGUUCUACGUCGCUGGCGAAGAGAUCAAAUCUAAGAAAUUCGAAGCUGUGGUAAAUGACAUCAUGCGGAAGCAGUAGUAUGCGUGGUCACUGGAUAGAGCCUUAAGAUACUGAUGUUACGUUCUGUGAAUAUAUAUAAAUAAAGUCUCCAAGAAUGAUAGAGA
Messenger RNA from Galendromus occidentalis (western predatory mite), 638 nucleotides. Its product is annotated as trafficking protein particle complex subunit 2-like protein. Gene Ontology annotation, cellular component: TRAPP complex. Bases 121 to 552 code for a protein of 143 amino acids. Lineage: Eukaryota; Metazoa; Arthropoda; Arachnida; Mesostigmata; Phytoseiidae. The record is from RefSeq and is a predicted model, not a curated record. The transcript has 4 exons. Gene Ontology annotation, biological process: endoplasmic reticulum to Golgi vesicle-mediated transport.